This is a messenger RNA of Halichondria panicea, 1101 nucleotides long. Its product is annotated as CD151 antigen-like. NCBI's taxonomy places the organism in Eukaryota, Metazoa, Porifera, Demospongiae, Suberitida, Halichondriidae. The transcript is spliced from 7 exons. Gene Ontology annotation, cellular component: plasma membrane. The record is from RefSeq and is a predicted model, not a curated record. Bases 119 to 940 code for a protein of 273 amino acids.
ACUCCCAUAUUUAGGGUGGUUUUAUGAUUAAAGCGCAUAAACUGUUAUUUUUCUAACUAGCUAGCUAGUACAGUUGAGUCAAGAUACAGCAUCUCUAGUCUCUAAGAAAUCAACAAAAAUGGGAAGCAAAUUGGGCGAUACAGCUACCGACAUCGGCAAAGGUGGCAAGUGCGGACAGAUCACACUGGUCAUCAUCAACUUACUGUUUAUUGUUUUGGGUAUAAUCACGUUGGCCAUUGGAGCAUGGGCCAUCGCCAGUGGCAGCUCGUUCUCGUUUCUUACUGGUAGCCAGAUUAUUGGAGGCUCUGCUGUCCUCAUCAUUGCUGGAGGAGCUGCAGUUAUCAUUGCAGCCAUUGGUGUGUUUGGAGCCAUAUGCAAGAACAGACCUCUCCUGUUCAUUUAUGCCGUUGUUGUCUCCCUCAUUGUGAUUGCUGAGAUUGUUGUUGGAAUCGUAGCCUUUAUAUACAGAGAAGAAGUGACCACUGGGAUCCAAAAUGGUAUUGAAGAGAAUCUCAUCGUAAACUACAAUGCUAGCAAUCCAUCAAGUGAUGAAAACUCUAUCGUCAACUUUUUCCAGAGUACUUUCCAAUGCUGUGGAUUCAAUAAUGCUUCUGAUUGGUCGGAAUUGAACGUGGAUGCCAUCAUCAUGAAUAACGGACAUCCCCCUAGGUGUCUCAUGUGUGUGACCGGGCAACAAAACUGUCAAAAUUUUGAAUACAACCAGACCGUUACUGUGGGAGGAGUAACAGUUACUGAGACCAAGUCCUUUAAUACCACAGAUGUGGGCUGUGUAAGUGUGAAUACCAAUGCACUUCUUGCUCUGGCCAUUGGAGCUGGUGUCAUUGGUAUCGUCAUUGGUUUCCUUGAGAUCAUUGGUGUCAUCCUGGCCCUGCUCCUCUGCUGUUGCAUAUCUCGUGCCAAGAAGCAAGAGGUCGUCUAAAUAAACAACUAGAGUAGUAGACAACAUCCAACCAUCUAUCUGUAACUAUCGUAGAUUCUCUAAAUUAUUUUUAGCACUUGUACUUUAAUUAGCUGUGUUCUUCCUUGUGUGUUUUGAUGCUCUGUUUUGUUGUUGAUUGUGACAUGAUAAUAUACACGUGA